CGUUGAGCAUAAGCAAGAUGGCAGCCUCCGAGACGGUUAGGCUACGGCUUCAAUUUGACUACCCGCCGCCGGCCACUCCACACUGCACGGUCUUCUGGCUUCUGGUUGACCUGAACAGAUGCCGAGUUGUCACGGAUCUCAUCAGUCUCAUCCGCCAGCGCUUCGGCUUCAGUUCCGGGGCGCUCCUGGGCCUCUAUCUGGAAGGGGGGCUGCUGCCCCCUGCCGAGAGCGCGCGCCUGGUGAGAGACAACGACUGCCUCAGGGUUAAGUUAGAAGACCAAGGACUCCCUGAGAAUUUGAUAGUAAGCAAUGGUGGCGACUCUAAUUUCCUAUGUAGGAAAGCGAAGAAACGGGCUUUUAAGUUUGUGGAGGAUGAGGAAACGGAACAGGGAUACAAGUGUUCAAAGAAGCACUGGAAGAGGCAGGAGAUCAGCAGCCCUAAUGAGAAGGCCUCCGACCUGGAGACCAAGCUCUUCCUGGAUGAGAUGGAGCACACAAAGAGCAAGAGAAAAAGCAAAGUGACAGGCAGCCCGGCCGAGAAGGAGGAGGAGGAGACCAAAAAGAAGUCUUCAAAAAGAAAGGAGAAAGGCGAACAGAAGAAGCAGAGCAGGGCCUCCAAGUCUCCCAAACAACAGACGCCUAAAGAGGGGGCCUCCCAGAACUGCAGCUUCCCCAGGGCCUCCCCCAGGAGCAGCCUGGCGAAAGCCCGGAGGAGAAGCAGCACGGGGCAAAAAGGCAGCUCAGGCUACCUGUCAGAGUCUGAGUCCUGUCCCGAGUCAGUCAGCGAUGGCCACUGCAGUGUCACGAUGCAGGGGUUCACCUUUUCGGAGAAACUGUCAGCCGAGCUGUUGAAAGAUGCACCUGCUACCAAAACUGCAGCUGCCAACAGACAGGCCUCAAAGUCUGGCUUUACCUUCAGCUCCGGCAAGGGCAAGGCCUCUAGAACCUCGUCAUCGUCCAGUUCAGGCUCCAGUUCAGAGUCGGAAGACCAGUUCCUGGUGUCCAAGAACAUGCUCAAGGGCGCGUCGGACUUCCUAAAGACAACUGGCCUCUUUGCAGGGCAAGCGUGUUCUGGUCCAGCGCUGCCCUUGGAGACUCCGGGUAUUAUGGGAUGGAAGCCUUCUGACUCAAACAGAGGCAGACAAGCUCCUGGUCCUCCCGGCGUGCCUGUCCCCACCAGUUUGGGAAGAGGAUGGGGGCGAGGAGAGGACUUCCUGUUUGGGAAGGGACUGAGGGGCCGGGGUGUUCGGGGCCCAGGGCGAGGGCGAGGGCAAGCUGUCUCCUGUAUCCUAAACAGAAGCUCUGAGAGUCAGAAGCAGAAGCAGUUAAACGAGAUUCUAACAAACUCAUCCACGGUGAUCCAGAAUCCAGUAGAGCCCCCCAAGAAGGACUAUAGUCUACUACCACUGUUGGCAGCUGCACCUCAAGUCGGAGAAAAGAUUGCAUUUAAGCUCUUGGAGCUCACAUCUGACUACUCUCCUGAUAUCUCUGACUACAAGGAAGGAAAAAUAUUAAGCCACGACCCAGAGACCCAGCAAGUGGAUAUAGAAAUCCUCUCUUCUUUACCAGCUCUGAAAGAACCUGGGAAGUUUGAUUUGGUCUAUCACAAUGAAAACGGAAUGGAGGUGGUGGAGUACGCCGUGACUCAGGAGAAGAGGAUCACUGUGCUCUGGAAAGAGUUGAUUGAUCCAAGACUGAUUAUUGACUCUUCAAGCAUCUCAAGUAAAUAAUGUGUCUGCAUAUAACCUCUGACCUCGCCACCUUGAACUCUAUAAUUGCAUUUUUUGUGACCGUGGUUAUGGCCUGAAGAUUUUUAAAAGAAGACUAAAUGCUAUUUAGACUUUCUGUUUAUCUUCACUUUACCAUAUUAGGAAAAAAAUCUACCUCAUCAUUUAGAGUAACAAAGUUGUUAGUUUGUAGAUUGUUAUUUCCUUCAGGCUGAAUUCAGUAACCCACUUGAAAAAACUGGGUGCCCACCAAUAUGGCAGUGUGCGUGGCUCCUUCACACCUGUUUGCCUACCAGUAGCAAUCGUCCUUAGGAGUUUACAGUACCACACGCAAGAAUGUGCUGUGCAUCUUGCUUUGUUUCUUUUAAGUCACAUUGUAAAUUGCUAAGGUAUGUUUCAUGACUUAAUUUUUAACACGUGAGCUGUUCUGUGAAGCAUGGAGCAUCUCUCCCAUUCCACACAGUUUAUACCUGCUCUCCUCAGGAGUUAGUGGACUUGGAUUUGUCGGAGGUGAUGAGUUAAAGACCCUGUGCAGAAGGCAGUGGGAAGACACCCUUGUACUGCCUGGAGGAGGGCUGGCCUCCCACUGCCAGAAGGCUGCCCGUGAGCCUCAGACCAGGCUGGGGCCAGUGACCUUGUCACACAAUGCCAGGAACUUGGGCUUCUCAUACUGAAGUGAGGAUCUUAAACAGAAAUUUCCUUCUGUGUUGUUAUUCAACAUGAAGCUACAGGCUGAAUAUAAACUGCGAAAAUUGCUUUCUUUUAAUGAAAACUCAGAUCCCUCCUUCAACCUUGCAAAUUUUUAAAUAAAAAUCAUAUGAAACUCAA
Mastomys coucha (southern multimammate mouse) is the source of this 2555-nucleotide messenger RNA. It is a transcript of the gene Coil, whose product is annotated as coilin. Gene Ontology annotation, cellular component: Cajal body. Gene Ontology annotation, biological process: spliceosomal snRNP assembly. The coding region runs from base 18 to 1730 and encodes 570 amino acids. NCBI's taxonomy places the organism in Eukaryota, Metazoa, Chordata, Mammalia, Rodentia, Muridae. The transcript is spliced from 7 exons. The record is from RefSeq and is a predicted model, not a curated record. Gene Ontology annotation, molecular function: U2 snRNA binding; U1 snRNA binding.